AUGGCUCGUCUACCGGCCGUGGCGUUGUACUUGCUGCCGCUGUGCGCUACGGCCGUGGUCGUGUGCUCGCUCAAGCACAAGCAGCAGCAGCAGCAGCUACAGACGAAAAAGGACGACCUGUCCCUGUGGAUCGACGAACAGCAAGUGAAAAUGUACAGUGGUCUGAAAAUGCCGAUAUAUGCAAUUAUGGAAGGUAAAGUCACGCCGUACAUUUUGGACAAAAAUUUUGAACAGUACUUGCCAGUCAUUCCAUCUGAGGUGGGUUAUGUGAACUUCACAUGGAUGUCUGGAAAUAAGAAUUAUUUUUACGUGUUUGACACACUUGAUUCGGACGACAAAAACAUACUGGAACCACCUACAGUUACCGUGAAAAUCGAUGGGAAAAUACCCAAGAGACCCAAAGUUUUCAGUAUAUUGUUGCCGUGUUCCGGCAACAGAUCGGGCAUUGCUAGUUUCAACAUACGGCUAUUGAUACAAAACAGAAAAGGUCGUGCUUUACCUGAUACACCAUUAAAAGUGAAACUCAGAAAAGAGUGUAUGGUUAGAGGUACAAGUAAAAGUACAAGUCUCGACUUAGUAUGCGAUAAAAAAUGUGAAAACAACGGUUGGUGCAAUGCAGACAAAAUAUGUCAGUGUCCUGAAGGUUAUAUGGGACAGUAUUGCAAAACCGCAUUGUGCUAUCCACAGUGCAUGAAUAAUGGGACAUGUGUUGCGCCAGGUGUCUGUCGAUGUCCACAAGGUUUUCAAGGACCACACUGUGAAGGAGGUAUUUGUGCAGAAAAGUGUUUAAACGGUGGAAAAUGCAUACAAAAAGACACAUGUCAAUGUCCUAAGGGGUUUUAUGGUUUACGAUGUGAAUACUCUAAAUGUAUCAUACCAUGUUUAAAUGGUGGAAAAUGUAAAGGAGUGAACAAAUGUAGAUGUAUAUUUGGUUUUCAAGGAGACCAUUGUGAAAUUGGUCAACCAAUAAAACAAUAUUAUAAUUGUAAAAGGCCUUGUCGUCAUGGAUAUUGUACAGCAAAUAGAAUCUGUCGAUGUCAACAAGGAUGGUUUGGAAAAUUUUGCCAGAGAAAAAUACUCAAGCCAAAACACGAUAAUCAUAGGUCGGAAUAUCCACAUUCUUGUGAAGAUGAUGAUGAUGAUAUGGAUGAUUAUGAUGAAGUGCCCAAAAGUCAUCAUAGAUGGCAUUGA
Molecule: messenger RNA, 1191 nt
Organism: Macrosiphum euphorbiae (potato aphid)
Lineage: Eukaryota; Metazoa; Arthropoda; Insecta; Hemiptera; Aphididae
Source: the annotation of a GenBank genome assembly